Molecule: messenger RNA, 5649 nt
Organism: Nothobranchius furzeri (turquoise killifish)
Lineage: Eukaryota; Metazoa; Chordata; Actinopteri; Cyprinodontiformes; Nothobranchiidae
Source: RefSeq, a predicted model, not a curated record
GCUGGUGUUGUGGUUUAAAGAUGAGCCACGGACAAACGAGCGUUUUGAAUGUUUUCCGGGUCGACGCGCCGUUGCCAUGUUUGAACGGGCCCAUGCUUGGUUGGACUGUGGGUUUGAGGAAGCUCGUCCGCCCGGUAGUCGGAGCGGAGGAGGGGGACUCGCCAGCCAGAGCUUCGGGCUGUGAGCGCGCCGCUGACGGGCACCGACUACAUCUCCUCCACGGCAGCUUCGGUCAGCGCCGCAAGGCGCACACGCUCGUCCCAGAGGUUGUUUCGUGACACAUCCAGAUUGAACCAUGUGAUUACCUUUGGAGGCAGCUGCUCUCCAAAGCUUGACGAACCCUCCAACUUUCACUAGAAUGUACUUGAUGAAUGUACCUCCUGUCGCAGCGACGCAAACAGAAUGGAGAAGAUGUGGCCCAGCUGGAGGCUAUAGCCUUCCAGCUUGCUUCAAUGAAUCUGACUCAGAGUUGUCCACCAGAGACACACCUAUAUCAAACAAGGUCCAGAUGAUCAUUGAGAGCCUGAGGAGCACCCAGUCCUCAAUCGAGAUGGGCGACGAGAUUGAGGAGAGCAUCUCUUCAGGACAGGAAGGCCAUACUCAAGCAUGCAGGGUUCCUGUGGGUUCCGAUGUGGGAGCCAAGUCCAAAACUAAAAGCCCCAUUGAAAACCCACAGACUCAUUUUCCUUCCAUAAACAACCAUGUGAACAGUGAUACCGACAGUGACGAUUCUGUGGACAGGGGGAUAGAGGAGGCGAUACUGGAGUACCUAAAAGAAAAAGAUGGUCACAAACGCAAGGCAGAACCAUGCUCACAUUUCCUUCAGUCUUCAAAAAUUCCAAGAAAAAAUUCACCGCUUCUUGAGGUUUCCAAACAAAACUCUGAUGGCAACACUUCCUUGAUUUCCAUCAGCCAGCUCCAAAGAAGUGUCAACGCUGAGCCCUCAACAGCGCAAGCAGGAAUUCCUUUAAAAAAGUAUAUAAAAAACAAAGCAUCCCUAGAUGACAACUUCGAUUUGAGUCGAGGAUCGUGCAGUGUAGUUAUCUCAAAGGAGCAAAAAAAUGACUCAUCUGAAAUGAUGAGCAUUUUCCCCCAAACUAUGAAGUUCCCAGUCACAGUUAAGGUGGAAGAAGAAUUGGAUGAUUCCAGCAGUGAUGACGGAAUCGAGGAGGCCAUCCAAAGAUACCAGUUAGAACAAAAGGAGCUGCAGAGCAAAAAGGAACCUUUCAGUCUGAGCUCGUUCCAAGAUGAGUCUGACUCCACUAGUGAUGAUGGCAUUGAAGAAGCUAUCCGCUCCUACCAGCUUGAGCAGCUCAGAGAGAAGAGUGGCCUUAAAUCAUUCCUACACAAGCAAAAGCCCUGUAGCAAUAAUGCGUUAAUGCAAGCUGUUGGGAGUGCAAGCUCAGAAAAUAUGAAAAAGCACAAACUGAAGAAAAAGAAGAGCAAAUCAGAGAAUCAGUUGAAAAUAUCCCAAAGUCCUCCAUCAUCUGAUUUGAAACCUAAAUCUUCACUUUUAAAUAUCCCAAAAGACAAAGGAAAUGGCCUACUUUCUUUUAAAGUAGAACAUUUUAGGGAGCAACCAACCCCUGCGCCACCCAAAGUUAAUACAACUGCUGAACUAAUGUGUGCUGAAGCAAUACUGGACAUUUCCAAAACCGUCAUGCCUGGACCCUUCCAUCAGGAGAUUGGCUUCGGCGCCUGUGUCCCAACUGGGGCUGCCACACAGCCUUCUCUUCCUGACGGCAAAGAAAGCAAUGACAGCUCUGUUGACAGCGAGGAUGGGAUUGAACAAGAAAUUAGGAAAUUCCUUGCACAGAAAGCCCAAAUGCACAAACAGCUGCCGAAUACUCAAGAACCCGGUGAUGCGAAAGAAUCGGAGAAAGUGAACGCAAAAGAAUUUGCUGUCCAAAAGAAAACACAGAGGUUGUCUUUAACGCAGAGAAGAAAACAAAGGGAGAACCACCUUCUUGUUUCCAGUGUGCUGGGAACAGACAACAGGGGCAAAGACACAGUCUCCAAGUCUCACUUUGAACUGGCUAAGGAAUCAAACUUGUCUGCGUUUUCUCAGAGAGGUCAAACACAACCAGACACGGCAUUACACAGGACUGAGCAAAGCGGAGAAAAAAGCAGCUCGCUCGACAGCGACGAAGAUCUCGAUACUGCCAUAAAAGAUCUGCUCAAGACAAAAAAGAAGUCAAAGAAAAAGGUCAGAGACGUGAAAAAGAAAUUCAGCAAGUGCAUUAAGGCGGAAGAACCGAUGUCAGGAAUUUCUCUUUCCACCAAAAUGUUGAAAUCCGGGCCUGUUUACAAGUUUUGCGCUUUGAAAAAAGUAAGCAAAUCUAAAGACGGCGUAAAGGAUGAGUGCAGGUUAUUGAAAAUGAACGUGUCACAGCUAAAGCAAAUAGCUAAAAAUACGAAGCAACCAGCAGACAUCGUGGCAGAGGCAGAAUUUGGAGAUGCACAGUCCCUGCACGCCUCUGACACCCUGCCUCAAAUAAAGGACGACAGCAGCUCUGUAGACAGCGACGACAGCAUUGAGCUGGAGAUUAGAAAGUUCCUGGCUGAGAAGGCUAAAGUUUUGAAUGCAGAGCAAAGAAAAGAUGAAGAUGUAUGUAGAAAUGGGACAGUCAUGGUUCAACAGGCUGACCUAAAACAGGAAACUCAGCUGGCUGAGUGUCCAAGAAUGAUUGGCCUUCCAUCUGCAUCCCUAAGCCGUUCAGCUGAAGAUCAGAUUUCCCAGAGGCAGCCACCGGAGGUCUCCUCAAUCACUCCACCAUCACACACGUCCUCUGUCCAGUCCUGCAGUUCUAGUCUUCAGGAACCAGCAGACGGAGCAGGGGCAACUAAAAACCAGCAAAAGAGGCCUGACGAUGAAGCCACUUCACAAAUGGACAGGAGUCGGCCAGUUUCGAGUCCAACCACUGCUCAGUCUCAGUCAAUCAAGUGGCGCCAGAGUUUGGGGCUUCCCAUUUCUGACCAAAGGGCUCCUACUCGGACUUUGUUUCAUAUCACCUCAUCAGAAAACAAAGAGACCGCCUCUGCCACUCUUUCCUAUCCAAACAGGGACCUCAAAUUACAGACACCUGCCUCCACUUGGUUCUCAUCGAGGACCGGCAGAGUUCCAUUUUCAUUCUCCUCCGAGACUGCCGUAAAUGCCACAGUCAGACCCCCCGUUUUGAAGUUCUUCUCUGCUGCCAGGCAGCAGUCACAGAUGACUUUUGCACAGAGCCUUACACCAAGUCACAGGUCCCCCUUCCCCUUAGAGGAGGAAAAAGCCAGCAUGGUGCACGUGCCGAAGGACAAGAGUGUAUUUGUUGAACUGGAGUCUAAUAGGACCAACCAUGUCCAGGUUCAAAGCAGGGACAGGGGUGAGGGAAAGGAGAGGGCGGACUCGCUAAAUGAGAGAAAAGCAGAAGGCAAGAGUUCAAAGAUAGAUAAUGAAGAAGUGCAUCAAGACAGGAAGGAUGAAGAAUUUAUAGACGAGUCAGAUUGUGAAUCAGACAGCAGGAGAGAUCCAGGAAAGAAGCAGGGCUUUGCCGCGUUGUAAGUAUUUGCUUUGAUCAUUAUUCAUCCACAGCACCAUAUUUCUGUUAGUAGUGUCUUAAUUCUGCCCUUCUAAUUAAGAAAAUCCUGUCUGCUUGUGGUUUUGCUCAGUCGUGUACAGGCUCCAACGGAACACUUAUAAUAAAUCAUGCACUUCAAAAUAAAAGACAUUUGUACAGUUUAGCAGAUCUGUAACAGAAUGGCUGCAUCGGGAUUUCUGUUUUACUAGUCGUGCCCUUUAGGUAAGUCACAUGACUGAUAUUUUUGAAAAGCAAUACGGUGACAUUUUCCUACAAGAGGAAUUAGUUGUGAUCAUGGAGUCGCACGAUUAUUUCCAAUGGAAGGUGUAAUUUUAUAGGAUGUGAUCAUGACGGGUUUGAGAUUAAAAAAAAAAGAAAAGCUAUAAAACUUCCCUGUUCCAAAUGUUCAAAAGUUGUAAUUAAAUCUUCUUGAAGACAAAGAAUGUUUUUAUAUAACGGCUAGUUUCAUUUAUUUGUGGUUCCACUGAGGUAUACGGACAAUUUGUGUUGUUAAAUUGUUAAAUAAAAACAAAAUAACAGAAAUAAAAUAGUUUUUGUCAGCAUUUCAUUAUUUAACCCAGGGUAUCCGCGGGUCCUUAAAAAGUCUUAAAAAGUCUUAAAUUUGCUUUUCCAAAUUUAAGGCCUUGAAAAUCCUUAAAAUUGACAAAUAAUCCUUAAAUCCAGUUUCCAAAGGUCUUAAAUUACCAAAGACCCAAUAAACAAGAUUAUUUUAUUUCUAUAAAACUUUUCGUGAAUUUCUAGUUAGUGUUCAGCAUUUUUUGUGUAUGAUGUUGGCGUAGGCGGAACCGUACACAUUCAGUUGGUUGUGAAAGGGGGCUAUUUUUAGAUGAGCACAUUAGCUGGUUAAGCUAGUGGGAGCUUGCGCCAUGGGGAAGUGCAAGUUUAAUGGUAACUGGAUGGUUAAUCCCAUGUUCACGACGUGGUUAGCACCGGUUCCAGGCAAUAGCUGGAAAUUAUAGCUUAAAUUUAAUUUUAAAAAUUGCUUAAAUUUGGUCAAAGUGGCCUUAAAAGGUCUUAAAAAGUCUUAAAUUUGGCUCCCUUAAACCUGCAGAUACCCUGUAACCAUUACACUUCACCUGCAUCCUCAACAGGAUAGUCGACUGCUUGCUUUUCUGUUUCUUUGACUUUUUAAAAACAGAAAUCAAUAUUUGAUUUUAAGAAUGACAUGUAUUAACUGAUCAAUCAUCAAAGCAGAAGAAGACUGACAAUGCGUGUUAGUUAUGGCUAGAAAAGCACCAAAAGGUCAGCUGAGGAUCAGUAUUGACCAGUUUUUAGCUGUUUUCUAGGCGUUCGGCUGACCUGAAACUCAAAAAUCUAACAUCUUUUGCCAAGUUGUGAGCUCACCAUUGCUAAUGACCAUAUCUUCCAUUUAGACUUUUUAACUUUCAGAAACUUACACUAUAGCCUUAACUGGUAUCAGCCUCCAAAACCAGAAGCAUCUGCAGUCUCAGCCCUAAACGUCAUAAAUAGCUGCGCAGGAAGAGUUUACUAAAUGUGUUUCUAACCAAUCAGAGUUCAGUACUAACAAAACAUAAUCAGAAAUAACCCCUAAAUAAAGUUUAGGGUAAUGAAGUACAUCAGUGGUCUUCCAGUCACUGGAUUCCAUCUUUAAAUCAGCCCUCCACAUAGUUUGUGUGUUGUUGUUUUUUUCAUCUACAAGUGCUAUCUCCCAUCUGAGAUCUGUUUUCGAGCAUGUUGGUCUUGAAAUAAUCAAAGUCCCUCGUGUGAAUUUUGGUCAUUAAAGGACAUUUCCAGCUUUUUUAUGCCACUUUUAAUGUCUCAGACCUAUGAUGAAAGUGUUUGGGAUUCCCCCUGAAACCUCCUACUCUGUCUUUCUUAAAAUGCUAAUUAGCACGUUCAUUUUUUAUUUUCUUUGUGGCAAAAGGCUAUUUAUUUUGUUUAGUAGAAAAAUAAAAAAGAAUCAUCACUGAACAUGCUGUGCAUUGCCGGGUUCUUUUGUAAAUAUUUUUUUAAAGACUUUGCUUUUCCUUUGUUCUUUAAUAUAAAUGAAAAGCAAAGUUUGCUGCAUUAUAAGUGUGAAAUAAAGCGUGGAGUCUAAGCAACA